This is a messenger RNA of Gasterosteus aculeatus aculeatus (three-spined stickleback), 2144 nucleotides long. It is a transcript of the gene boka, whose product is annotated as BCL2 family apoptosis regulator BOK a. The record is from RefSeq and is a predicted model, not a curated record. Gene Ontology annotation, cellular component: mitochondrial outer membrane. Gene Ontology annotation, molecular function: BH domain binding. Gene Ontology annotation, biological process: regulation of apoptotic process; release of cytochrome c from mitochondria; intrinsic apoptotic signaling pathway in response to DNA damage. NCBI's taxonomy places the organism in Eukaryota, Metazoa, Chordata, Actinopteri, Perciformes, Gasterosteidae.
ACAAUAAGUGCCCUUAGAAGGAGAGCCUGUCACACUUUUAACUGAAGAGCUUCUUUAUUUCUUUUCGAUUCCAAUGGCGGCAAAUCUGUAGUUCCUUUAAUGUGAAAUGAUUCAAACCUCCUCUCCUGCCCAGAAGGUCAGCAUGCGGGAUCAGAGGUUCUCGGUUAUGCGGGAUCAUCUCCGCGAGUUGGCCUAGUUCCUGCAACCCACACGCGGACGCAGAAGGUGCUGGUCUUCCCGGUGGAGAAGUGGCCGCCUGGAGGGCAGCGGCAGGCGGCGGAAGGAAGGUGCGCGGCGCGGCGCGGUGGCGGCCGGCGGCGGCGGGGGCAUGGACAUGUUGCGCCGCUCGUCUGUGUUCGCGGCCGAAGUGUUUGACCGCUCGCCCACCGACAAGGAGCUGGUGUCCCAGGCCAAGGCGCUGUGCCGGGACUACAUUCACUCCAGGCUCAACCGCGCCGGGAUGGGCUGGUCGAAGCCCGAGUCCGGGCGCGCCGCACCGGGCGGCGGGCUGGGAGACGUCUCCUCGGCCCUGCUGUGGCUGGGUGAUGAGUUGGAGUACCUUCGACCCAACGUGUACCGCAACGUUGCGCGGCAGCUAAACAUCACGGUGGCGUCGGAGAGCAUUGUGUCCGAUGCCUUCCUGGCUGUGGCUGCAGACAUUUUCUCCACAGGUGUGACAUGGGGGAAGGUGGUGUCUCUGUACGCCGUGGCGGGAGCCCUGGCUGUGGACUGCGUUCGCCACGGCCACCCAGCUAUUGUCCAUACCAUUGUCGACUGCAUGGGGGAGUUUGUCCGCAAGAGCCUGACCACCUGGCUGAAAAGGAGAGGGGGCUGGGUGGAUGUUACGAAAUGCGUGGUGAACACAGACCCCAGCUUCCGCUCUCACUGGCUGGUGUCGGCCGUCUGUGCCUUCGGACACUAUCUGAAGGCCACUGUGUUGUACCUCCUCAGAGACACGUGAACUACAAAGUCUCUCUCUCCCACACACACACACGCUCUGCACCCUGCACAAAAGAUUUUACUGCUUCGGAUUGUGUUUACACUCGUUUGCACUGAGCCUUCUUCCACAAAUGACCAUACCUGCACAGAAAAAAAGGCUUUCCGCGCCUCCUCUGCUUCCAAUGCGAGAUUGUCUAUUCAUUGUCAGUGGUAAGGUUAUGGCACACUUUUGACACAAAGGCAUAAAAUCAUUCACUCUUGAGGUUUUUUAGCGUCUAAUUUGUUCCACAAUCAGCAGAACUGCUCAUUCGUUGUGCUCCUUGUUUGUCAGAGGCUUGGCUGUCCCUAGUGGUUAAAAAUGGUAACUGCUGUAAGGGCUUCUACUGGAAUCUCCGCUUCUCUUGGGGGUGGCAAACGUGGCACAGAAUACAGAUAGAAAACAUGUGUUUUCCCUCAAUCGAGGCACUAGGAAAAUGAUUAAGUUAUGUUAUUUCCAAAGAUAAUUUGGGGAAGAGUAUGCGAGGGUCUUGAAGAUUGAUAUGGUGUUUUUUUCGCCAUCACUUGCAGGAACAUUUGAAAAGGGGACCAAACAGAUACGAUUGGCUCUGUGGUUAUUAGUGAGUAAAUGUUGUCUCUGUCAACACUUGUUUUUUCAUGUUAUUCUGUAUUGCAACACAAAGGUGGAAAGAAAAUUAAAGUUGAUAUUCACACAGCCAACUUGUUCUAAUAUUUUUCAGAAAUUAAAUGUUUUGACCAGGGUUCCUCUAACUUAUACAUUGUUUACGCUUUCCUCCCUACUCACUCGGUACUCUUCUAAGUCUUUUUAAGCAAAGGUAUAUAUAUAUAUUACAUUUGAAACUAUAAGAUUUAGCCCCCUUCCCUGCCCUAAUAAUGUUUGUACAAUCCCUAAUGAAUCUGAUGAAUCAAGCCUGUGAUAUCUACGUAUGUGUAUUUGUGCACUACUUCAUUGUCCACUGUGAGGCAGAGUACGCCAUCGCUGUACUGCAAUUGCAUUAACACAAGUUUCUAUGUACGAUUUGUCCAAGCAAGAGCACUUUCGUAACAUAAUUUUGUGUAAAUAAUUUAUUCCAGUAGUAAAUGGACUUUCACAUUGCAAGUAGCACUAGGGGUCCUAGAAAACAGACACGAGUGUGAGUCAUCUGCAACUGUAUAUAUGAAAAAUAAUAAAAUGGUUUUAACAACAA